AUGUCAGUCGAAGCAACAACAAUUCAAACAACAGCACCAAACUCGUUAGUCAUGAAUCCAACAUCUAUGUUAGUAGAAAUGAAAAGCUUCAUUCCUUCUUCAUAUACUUUUGAAACAGAAAUCCAGAA
This is a messenger RNA of Trichomonas vaginalis G3, 128 nucleotides long. RefSeq names its product organellar and viral DNA polymerase type B. Lineage: Eukaryota; Parabasalia; Trichomonadida; Trichomonadidae. The annotation marks the transcript as partial. The transcript has a single exon. The record is from RefSeq and is a predicted model, not a curated record.